Molecule: messenger RNA, 3436 nt
Organism: Microcebus murinus (gray mouse lemur)
Lineage: Eukaryota; Metazoa; Chordata; Mammalia; Primates; Cheirogaleidae
Source: RefSeq, a predicted model, not a curated record
AUCUCACAGGAGUUGUGGGACCCGUUUGAAACCCUCAUGAAAGUGGACGGAGCUCCUUAGGCCCCCUCCCCUGGAGCCUUCCUCCCUGCGGUUGUAAGUAAGCAGAAGCUGAACAAGCUGGAUUUUUUUUGUUUGUUUGUUUACUUUUAUGGAAAAGCCUCUGCACAUUCUUGCCAUAAAUUCGAAGAAAGAUUCAUCAUGCUCUGUUUGAAAGUUUAAACAAUAUGAGCUAACAUAAUAGAAUUUAUGUUGCCUUUUCUCAGCACUUAAAAGCAGGGCAGAUCCUAUACAACGGUGUCUGUCCCUGUCUCUUACUCCUUCCUUUCUUCUAAUUCUAAUUCUACGGUUCUUCAAACGAAAUGCACAUUCUUAUAAUACCAUUCCUGACCUACCUUGAAAAUCAAUAGGAACCAGAAACGCUUUACGUCUUACUGGAUUUCAAAGAAAUUACAAUUUUUCACAUGUGGAUCUUUUUAAGUCACCAGUAAGGGGAGAAGUUUUUGUUUGGUUUUGUUUUAAUUAAAGAGCCCUCAGAACAGUGUUCGUCUAGAAAAAAAUCCUGAAUGGUCAAACUUCACUGCAUGAUUUUAAUCCUUGACUCAGAGAAGAAGAAACGUCUACCAAUCUUGAAGAGGAAUAUCUUGUUAAAAAUUGCAUCAGAGAGACAAGCAGGCUGCUGAGAUGAGCACAAACCAAGCUGUGGAGAGCCUUCUGGCUUUGAGCCAACAGGAAGAUCUAGUGGAUUUGCCAAAAGACUACCCCUUGAGUGCCAGUGAAGAUGAGGGGGACAGUGAUGGAGAGAGAAAGCAUCAAAAGCUUCUGGAAGCAAUCAGUUCCCUUGGUGGAAAGAAUAGGCAGAAAUUGGCUGAGAGAUCUGAGGCUAGUCUGAAAGUGUCAGAGUUCAAUGUCAGUUCUGAAGGAUUAGGAGAAAAGCUGGUCCUUGCAGAUCUGCUUGAGCCUGUUAAAACUUCAUCCUCAUUGGCCACUGUGAAAAAGCACCUGAAUAGAGUCAAAUCAAAGAAGACUGUGGAGGUACCCCUUAACAAAGAAGAGGUUGAACGGAUCCACAGAGAAGUUGCAUUCAAUAAAACCUCACAUGUCCUCUCCAAAUGGGAUCCUAUCAUCCUGAAGAACCGGCAGGCAGAGCAGCUGGUUUUUCCCCUGGAGAAGGAGCAGCCAGCCUUUGCUCCCAUUGAACAUAUGCUCAGUGGCUGGAAGGCAAGAAGUCCACUGGAGCAAGAAAUUUUUAACCUCCUCCAUAAGAACAAGCAGCCAGUGACAGACCCUUUACUGAAUCCCGUGGAAAAGGCCUCUCUUAAAGCCAUGAGCCUGGAAGAGGCAAAGAUGCGCCGAGCAGAGCUUCAGAGGGCCCGGGCUCUACAGUCCUACUAUGAAGCCAGGACUCGAAGAGAGAAGAAAAUCAAAAGCAAAAAGUAUCACAGAGUCAUGAAGAAAGCAAAGGGCAAGCAAGCCCUAAAAGAGUUUGAGCAGCUGCGGAAAGUCAAUCCGACUGCAGCUUUGGAAGAACUGGAAAAAAUUGAAAAGGCCAGAAUGAUGGAGCGAAUGAGCCUUAAGCACCAGAACAGUGGAAAAUGGGCCAAGUCAAAGGCAAUUAUGGCCAAAUAUGACCUGGAGGCUCGAAAAGCUAUGCAGGAACAACUGGCCAAGAACAAAGAACUAACGCAGAGACUCCAGGUAGCCUCAGAGAGUGAGGAAGAAGAGGGAGGCACAGAAGUGGAGGAACUCCUUGUCCCUGAUGCAGUGAAUGAAGCACAGAUGAAUGCAGAGGAACCGAAUCCCUGGAUGCUCAGGAGUUGCACCAGUGAUGCAAAAGAGGCUGGAAUCCAGGAGGACGCUGAACAACUGCCAGAACUUUUGGACCACAAUGUUUCUGAAAGUGAGGGAGAUGAAAGACCGGUGGCAGAAGAAGAAAUUUUGUUGAAAGAAUUUGAGGAAAGGCGAUCCCUUAGGAAAAGGUCCAAGCUCAACCAGGAUGCUGAGUCAGUGGGCAGUCAAGAAACAAAAGAUUCUAUCAGCCAAGAGGUGCUAUUUGAAUUGAGAACAUUGUCUCAGAAACUCAAGGAAAACCAUCAGUCUGGGAAGCAAAAAGCAAGUUCAGUGGGGACUGUCCCCCAGGUCCAGAGAGAGGAACCUGUCCCAGAAGAAGAAGAAUCUCUGUUGCUGCAGAGGCCAGAGAGAGUACAGACUCUGGAAGAGCUAAAAGAGCUGGAGAAAGAAGAAUGUUUUCAAAAUAAGGAGCUCCCCAGUCCUAUUUUAGAAGGGCAUUGGUUGAAGAAGAACCCAAAUAAUCAGACUGAUGCCCCUAAGAAGAAAAAGAAGGAGCAAAUGAUUGACCUGCAGAACCUCCUAACCACAAAAUCUCCUUCUGUGAAGUCUUUGGCAGUUCCCACAACAAUAGAAGAGUUGGAAGAUGAAGCAGAGAGAGACCAAAAGCAGAUGAUAAAGGAAGCUUUUGCUGGGGAUGAUGUCAUCAGAGACUUCUUGAAAGAGAAGAGGGAGGCUAUGGAGGCGAGUAAGCCACAGGAUGUAGACCUGACGCUACCUGGCUGGGGCGAGUGGGGUGGUAUGGGCCUGAAGCCCAGUGCCAAGAAAAGAUGCCGGUUUCUCAUAAAAGCCCCUGAGGGUCCUCCAAGGAAAGACAAGAAUUUGCCAAAUGUGAUUAUCAGUGAGAAGCGCAACAUCCACGCAGCAGCUCAUCAGGUGCGCGAGCUCCCAUAUCCAUUCACCCACCAUCAGCAAUUUGAAAGGACCAUCCAGACCCCUAUAGGAUCUACGUGGAACACCCAGAGGGCCUUCCAAAAACUGACUACUCCCAAGAUUGUCACCAAGGCAGGCCAUACCAUUAAACCCAUAAAAGCAGAGGACGUGGGUUACCGGUCUUCCGCAAGGUCCGACCUCUCUGUCAUACAGAGGAAUCCAAAACGACUCUCUGCACAUCACAAAAAACAGUUGAAGAAAAACUCUAUAGACUGAGUUGCUGGAAGAGUGACAUCUUGCUGCCUAGGACCAGGAGCCCUGACGGCUCCUGCUUUGGCCCAGUUUUAUUCUGCUGAAGGAUGGAUUCUAAAACUGGCUUGGCACACUGUGGGUGUAAUUAAGCUACAUUUUAGAAAUAAGGCAUUUUUAUCUAUUAAAAAAGUUGCAUCAGACAUUUGUAUGUCCAAUUAUUCAGUAUAUCUGUUAUUGGGUGCUUAUUAACAUUUAAUUUAAUUAACAUUUAAUUUUCAAGACACUUUGAGAUAGGUGCAGAAGUUAAAUAACUUACCGAAGGUCAGCUACUAAGAGACCUUUGACAAAUUUCUUUAACUUCAGACUUAGGGCGGAAUCAGUCUGGCUCCAGAAUGACCACCUUAACCAUGACAAUAUAUGCUGCUUCCCAGCUCCAAAGACAUUGAGGUUAAUCAUUGUGGUAGGC